Messenger RNA from Knipowitschia caucasica, 1152 nucleotides. Lineage: Eukaryota; Metazoa; Chordata; Actinopteri; Gobiiformes; Gobiidae. The record is from the annotation of a GenBank genome assembly.
AUGACUAUGAUGAUCAGGUCUGCGGGCGAGGGCGGUUUGUGUUCAGCGACCGUCGGGAACGCCUGUCAUACAUUUACCGAGAAUCAAGGCAUUCCCAGGAGUAUAUUAAGGAAUAGCCUCUUCUUCCUGAAGAUUGUCCCUGGUUUGCAUCAACAAGAGAAGCGUCAGAGCAACACACGCUUUGACCCGGACAGUAGUGGCAAGCCCACUACGUGGGACUCAUUUGGCAUUUGGGACAAUCGCAUUGAUGAACCAAUUCUGUUGCCCCCAAGCAUUCGCUACGGCAAGCCUAUUCCCAAAGUGAGUUUGUCCAAAGUCGGUUGUGCGUCGCUCAUUGGUCAACGCAAAGAGAAUGAGGAUCGCUUCCAGAUCUCCCAAAUGACUGACAGUAUCAUGUACUUUGCUGUGUUUGAUGGCCAUGGAGGGCCUGAAGCGGCAGACUUCUGUGAGAAGUACAUGGAAAACUUCAUCAAAGACCUUGUGUCAGAGGAGGAGAAUUUGGAAAAUGUUUUAACUAAAGCUUUUCUGGAAAUUGACAAAGCUUUUGCAAAGCACCUACACUUCUUCCCAAAUUCACCUGCAACCAAUGCAGGCACCACAGCCACGGUGGCCCUGCUCAGGGAUGGCAUUGAGCUGGUUGUGGCCAGUGUGGGGGACAGUCGAGCCAUGCUGUGCCGUCGCGGAAAAGCCCUAAAACUCACAGAUGACCACACUCCAGAGAGGAAGGAUGAAAAAAUUAGGGUCAAGAAGUGUGGCGGUUUCAUCACCUGGAACAGCCUGGGGCAGUCAAAUGUCAAUGGGAGGUUGGCAAUGACUCGCAGUAUUGGAGAUUUUGACUUAAAGAACAUGGGUGUGAUUGCUGAACCUGAAACCAAAAAAAUAUCUGUGCAUCCUGUCCAUGAUGCAUUCUUGGCACUGACUACAGAUGGCAUCAACUUUAUUAUGAACAGCCAGGAAAUUUGCAACGUGAUCAAUCAGUGCCACGACCCUAAAGAAGCUGCUCAGAGGAUUUCUGAUCAGGCUCUGCAGUACGGCUCCGAAGACAACAGCACUAUCAUCGUAGUCCCAUUUGGUGCGUGGGGAAAGAACAAAAGCUCAGAUUCCAGCUUUUCCUUCAGCCGUAGUUUUGUGUCGAGUGGUCGCUGGGCGUAG